Molecule: messenger RNA, 1044 nt
Organism: Lucilia sericata (common green bottle fly)
Lineage: Eukaryota; Metazoa; Arthropoda; Insecta; Diptera; Calliphoridae
Exons: 4
Coding region: 1-1044 (347 amino acids)
Biological process (GO): DNA integration
Molecular function (GO): nucleic acid binding
Source: RefSeq, a predicted model, not a curated record
AUGAGUGUGACAGAACAACGUUACUCUCAAAUAGAUAAAGAGGCUUUGGCCAUAUUACCCGUUACAGCUGAAAAAAUUGCCAAUGAAACCCGUAAGAUUCAGUACUUGGAAAAUAGUUGCAAUAUUAGAGAAAGGACAUUCGUUGGCAAAUAUGGUUUAUCUGCACCAGAAUCGAAUUAUAGACUCUCAGUUUCGAAAAGACAUUCUUCAAAAUCUACACGCAGCUCUCAUUUAGGGAUGGUAAAAAUGAAAGGUAUUGCUCGUUCCUUUAUGUAUUGGCCAAAAAUCGAUGCAGAUAUUGAAGCAGUGGCAAAAGACUGCAACGAUUGUGCAAGAGUAGCAAAUCAACCUAAGAAGUAUACAGAUCAUCACUGGGAAUAUCCCAAAGGGCCUUGGGAACGAGUGCAUAUAGAUUAUGCUGGCCCUUUCGAGGCUGAGGCAACAAUUGCAUUAGUCGAUGAAGUUUUUGCAAAUUACGGUGUUCCAGCGAUGGUAGUAUCCGAUAAUGGUACAAAUUUCUCAUCAGAAGAGUUUAACAAAUACUUGACGGCUGUGGGAGUCAGAUAUCAUAAAUACACUGCACCUUAUCAUCCCUCUACUAACGGCCAAGCUGAACGUAGCGUUCAAACAGUAAAAAACGCAUUAAAAGCUAUGUGUACAUCAAAACAAACAUUACAACAAAAUCUCAACGAGUUUUUAAGGCAGUAUAAGAAUGCACCUCAUUCAACAACUGGAGUAUCUCCAGCACAACUUUUUCUAGGCCGUCAAAUUCGCACCCGUCUUGAUUUAGUACAUCCAGAAAAUGUUUCUUCUAAAAUAACAAAUAAACAAUUUUUGAAACAACAUGAGCAAUUUAGAGAGUUUCAAGUGGGUGACAAUAUAUAUUUUUUAUCCGGUAAUCAAAAGGAAAGCAAAUGGAUACCAGGUAAAAUAAAUAGGCGUUUAGGCGAUAUUCAUUACGAAAUUCUUUAUGAAAAUAAGUAUGUACGAAGACAUAUUGAUCAAAUUCGUGGUGCUACUCAAGGUGUACAAAAGAUGUGGUAA